Electrophorus electricus (electric eel) is the source of this 2484-nucleotide messenger RNA. RefSeq names its product E3 ubiquitin/ISG15 ligase TRIM25-like. Gene Ontology annotation, molecular function: protein binding; zinc ion binding. The record is from RefSeq and is a predicted model, not a curated record. Lineage: Eukaryota; Metazoa; Chordata; Actinopteri; Gymnotiformes; Gymnotidae.
GAGUGCUGCUCUCUCAGUGUCGGACUACGGGAAAAUGGCAGAGGCCAGAGUUUCAGAAGAUCAGGACCAGUUCAGCUGUCCAGUCUGUCUGGAUCUACUGAAGGAUCCAGUGACUAUUCCCUGUGGACACAGUUUCUGUAUGGUGUGUAUUAAUGCCUGCUGGAAUCAGGAUGAUCAGAGGGGAAUCUACAGCUGCCCUCAGUGCAGACAGACUUUCAGUCCAAGGCCUGUUCUAUGCAGAAACUACAUGCUGGCUGAAGUGUUGGAGAAACUAAAGAAGACAGAACUCCAGGCUGCUUCUCCUGUUCACUGUUACGCUGGACCUGGAGAUGUGGAGUGUGAUUCCUGCACUGGGAGAAAACACAAAGCCAUCAAGUCCUGUUUGGUGUGUCUGGCCUCCUUCUGUGAAACUCAUAUCAGACCUCACUAUCAGUCUCUUGCCUUUAAGAAACACACACUGGUUAAAGCCUCCUCAAGACUACAAGAAAAGAUCUGCUCUCAACAUGACAAACUGACUGAGCUAUUCUGUCGUACUGAUCAAAGCUUCAUCUGUCAUUUGUGUAAAAUGCAUGAACACAAAAGUCAUGAUACAGUGUCAGCUGCAGCAGAAAGAACUAAAAAACAGACUGAGCUACAGGAGGAGCAGAGGAAACACCAGCAGAGAAUCCAGGAGAAAGAGAAGAAGGUCCAGGAGCUGAAGCAAGCUGUAGACACUCUUAAGCGCUGUGCACAAGCAGCAGUGGAGGACAGUGAGAGGAUCUUUACUGAGCUGAUCUGCUCCAUUGAGAAAAUGCGCUGUGAGGUGAGAGAGCUGAUCAGAGAACAGGAGAAGACUGAAUUGAGUCAAGCUGAAGGACUCCUGGAUCAACUAGAGCAGGAUAUUGCUGAUCUUAAGAGGAGAGACACUGAGCUGGAGCAGCUCUCCCACACAGAGGAUCACAUCCAUUUCCUCCAGAGUUUCCCAUCCCUCUGUGUCUCUUCUGGAUCUGUGGACUCAUACAGCAUCUCUGUCCAUCAACCUGCCUCAUUUGAUGGUGUGAAGAAAUCUCUCUCUGAUCUGAAGAAGCGAAUAGAGACAUUCUGCAAAGAGGAAAUGAACAGUAUGUCUCCACAUGUUGCAGCAGUUCAGAUGAAUUCACGCUCAGAGCCAAAGACCAGAGAUGAUUUCCUGAAAUGUAAUACAUACACAUGUGUACAAAGAAACACAUUUAGCUCUUUUUUAGAUUACUGUCAGAUGACUCUGGAUCCAGUCACAGCGCAUCACUGUCUCAUUCUGUCUGAAAAGAACAGAGUGGUGACAAACGGUGGGAGAGUCCAGCCAUACUCUGACCAUCCAGAGAGAUUUGACCACUGGAAUCAGGUGUUGUGUAAGGAGAGUGUGUGUGGUCGCUGUUACUGGGAGGUUGAAUGGAGCAGUGGGGGAUGUGGGGACAUAUCAGUCUCAUAUAAAGAUAUCAGCAGGAAAGGACAGGGUAAUGAGUGUAGGUUUGGACACAACACUCAGUCCUGGAGUCUGUGGUGUUCUUCUACUCUCUCUUUCUGGCACAACAACAUUAAGACUGAGAUCUCAGACCCACCGUCCUCCAGAAUAGGAGUGUAUGUGGAUCACAGUGCAGGAACUCUGUCCUUCUACAGAGUCUCUGACAAAAUGACCCUCCUACACACAGUCCACACCACAUUCACUCAGCCCCUCUAUGCUGGAUUUGGCAUCACUCUUGGAUCUACUGUGAGGUUAUGUGAUCCAAAAUAAUGUGUUAUUUCACUUCAUUAAGUUGAUUUAAUUAGGAGUCAGAUCAGUUUUAGUGAGUAUCUGCACACAUUAGUCUUUCAGCUGCACCUGUUUCCAUCACUGAUCACAGGAGUUCAGGGAAGAGGAGAAUAAACACAGACACAAUCCCUCUACACACUUUACAAAUGUUCACAUGAGUAGUUGAAACAUUCAUGCACACUGACAUUCUGGAGGCAAAUAAAAAUGAAGUCAUUAGAAUAGGGCGUGUCAAAAGAGGAGCUGUAAGUAGAAAGUGAUUAUAUAUAUAAAACUUUCCUGAUUACACCACUGUUUACACCACACUCUUAAUUAAAACAUUAUUAUAUUUUAAUUAAGAAAUUUUUGAAUUACCAAACAAUCCUAAAUACUAGAUGAGGAAGGACCUCUGUCUGAACUUCCCUGCUUCUCUGGAAAUCUUGAAUGCCUCUCUCUCUCUCUCUCUCUCUCUCUCUCUCUCUCUCUCUCUCUUUCUCUUAUAGCUGCACUAUAACUGAAUCACCCUACAUAUCACUUCUACAAAGGGCACUUUAUCACUCUACUACAUAAACACCAGAGCCAAGCUCUGUAAUCCCUCAUCUCCUGUAUAUGGGAUCACCUGUAUUAGACUGAUACACCUCAGUUACUGUCUACACACUGUCAAUAUGUAAUACAAAAAUUUAAUUGAAGUAUGAUAAUAAAGACUUACAAUAAAGACUUACUCUUAUUUACUUACUUAA